UCUGUGUGCGAUAUCUACUUGUGAUAUCUUCCCGAUGACGUCACUGUACUUGAGUCCAAAUGCGGGACACCUGCUCGACCUCUUGUUCGACUCUUCCAAAAAGGUGAACAGAGAGGCUGAGCUGCAGUUAUGCAACAGGAGCUUACCCCAAUCUUUUUUCACAGAACCAGGCAGCACACAGUCAUGUGAAAACCAGUUCAACAACGAAAACAACCAGCCAUUAAGCGGUGGUACCAAUCCCGCGAGGCUACUUCAACCUGUCCGACCAGACGGUUGCGCUGGCUUGUUAGGAUCGAAAUUCAUUCACAGCAAGUCCAAAUCUUCGCCCUCAGUGAACCAAUUGAUAGUUUCGGGUCAUGGCCGCGCAGCCAGUGUUCAACAACUGGACCACAGUCCAAACAGACGGGUAGUCACAGGAGUGCAACUGAGUCCAAACUACAACAAUAACAACAACAACGUGGAAGGCUUUUCUCCCUGCGGAGAUGGUGCGCUCAGUUCUGAACACGUAGCCCAUCUGGAGUCCCUGAAAAAUGACAAGAACUUCAUUGCGACGGUGCAUCAGCUGGCGGAGCAGUUGGAGCUGCCGGAAGGAUGGGCUAUGCAGUUCACGCAGGCUAAAGAGAGCUACUUUGUAGACCACGUGAACAAGAGCACCACCUGGAUAGACCCUCGCAUAGCAAUUGCGGAAGCUCAGCUGCUGAAUGGAGAGGCGAAGCAGCUGAAGAUUAGGUCUCAGAUAUCACAAAUCAUACGGAGGAAGCAGCAGCUGCAGAGUCAUUAUUUUAAUCUCGAUAAACAGGAAUCGUACUUGAGGAAAGCUUUAGAGGACGACUUAGCAUGUCUGAGUCUCUCACCCCCCUCGCAGAUGACUAACACCUCCCCCUCCCCCUCGACCAACAGACUGGGCGUGGGUGGUAGUGUUGGUCGUGCUACGAUAUCUUCUGGACCCCAAGUAGUGCACCAUAGACAAAGCAAUAGCUGCAGUUCUCUGCUGGACCAGAGUAGUAAUGUUGUUGUUGUGGGCAAUCAUCAGAAUGUGUUCACUCCGCCACCCGCACAAAGUCAAUUGGCAUCCACCACUAUUUCACAUGAUACAACUGCCAAUGAAUUGAUGCAACACUUGGUUGGAGUGGGAGCCGGCGACAUCUCCGGCAGUCCGAAUCAUCUGCCCCAAAUGGGGGGUUUGAGUUCGGCAGCCAGCAGUGGUUGCAUGAAUGGAUUGCAACAGCAGCACAAAGCAGCGGCCAUUAAUGCAAGACACUACAGACAGUCCAGUGCGGAUAGCGGAGUUUGGACUGGACCAGCUGGCACCCCUAACACGAGUAGUCUUGCCAAUGGAAUCGAUGUACAGAGACGUAUGUCUUGUCUGUCUCAUGGAGGCUCAUAUGACACUAACAGUAGCAGCUGUGUUUCAUCACCAGGCGAGAACACCCUAAGUGUCAUGAAUACCCACCAACAACACCACCUUCCUUCUACAAACAACAACUCCCUCUCAGUAUCAUCACAGAGUCAGCCUCCAGUUUUGCACAACGUCACUUCCGAUUCGCAUUUGAACCAGAAUAACAAUUCGCACAUGCAGAUGAGAAAUUCGAUCAGCGCUCAGUCACUCAAUGAAGAAAAUUAUGGUUAUAUCCAGUCAAGAUCUGGUCGUGGCGGUCUCGAAGCUCCGCAGCGAGAAAAUAACCAAAGCUCAGUCAUCGUAUCGAUGGAGUACAUCCAACAACAACAUCAGCAACAACAGAUGUUAGAACGAACAAUACAGCCUUAUGGAGUGAACCAACUUCAGCCUUCGAAUCAAACAGAAAAUUCCAAACAUGCAAACGAGCAAGUGGAUAGCUCAUGUCCAUCUAUUGGAGGGUGUCUAAUCGAGUCACUUGUCGUCUCUGGAGAGUCAGCAAUGGAAGGUAUGAACAGCAGUGUGGAUUGCAACAGCUUUAAUAAUAAUCUAACAAUGAUUUCAUCUAUGGACACAGACGAAGACGAGUUCCUUCACAAACUGAUAGAUGAUUACAGCAUUUAUGGAACCCAAGCAACAAUAUCAAACAAUCAAAGCGGAAUCAACCAGUCCAAUGAAGAUAGUGGGAAUGUAAGCGGAGGAAGUAAUGGUCUUCAACUGGGUGUCCACGAUAUGGCCUCGAUGGAUGCCAUGAGCAUCAUGAACGAAGGGGGAGGACUUCCUAUAUUCCAUUAGACUGCUGCUCCAAAAGACAGUGCUGCUUGUACUAUACCGGUGCUCAUUGGCUGCUACGAUUAUGAAUAAAUUAAGUUACCGGCUGUCAACCUCCUGAUUUAUUUAUGCUGCAUGAAUUAUAAGUUAAAUGCCGGUAUUAGAAGUUCUCAUUUUUCCGUUUCAGCCUUGGCUGUGGAGUUCCAUAAAACUGGAUGAUAUGAAAAGACGGUUACAUUAAUUAUUGUUCGGUUCAAACGUUGAGUCAUUCCAUCGUCAUUUAUAGUAUUCGAAAAUCAGACAUACAGUUUCUAAAGAUAAAAUCUAGAUGUUGAAGUGGAUAUUGUUGAUUGUCAGUGUACCGAUUAGCAUGUGUGUUUGUUAGAAAUAAAUGUUGGACUUAACAGAGCGGAUAAUUGGACGGAAGAACAGUUGGCAUAAAGGCUCACUGAAUUCCCAAACUAUUUGUUUUACUAAAUCAAUUGAACACUUGUCUAAAUUGAUCAACUUUUCCUUAAUUGUUUUCAUCUUCAAAAUGGCAAUUAAAGGCAUACAAUUUCUUAAACCAUUUUGAAAAAUGAAAUUAAUGCAUUUUUUUAAUUAAAAGCUGGACAUUCUAAUCGACACACAUGGUAAUACUCCAUCUCGGAGUUGAGCUGAAACUAAAACUAUUCGUGAAGUUUUAGAACCAUUUCUUUCUUUAAUUUCAAAAAAGCUCGCGAAAAAACAGUUCAGUUCAGAUUGCUAAAUGUGAAGUAUAUAGCACCAUUUCUGGCGUAAAUUUCUAAAAACCAGCAAAAAAAACUGUUGAGUUCAGUAAAGAUUUUUGAACUUUAGCUUCUUCUGCUCACAUUCAUUGUGUUCGAUUUGUGUCGUCUGCCUCUGUGAGGCAAGGUCGCUAAAUUAGGUUAAUUUUUUUAAAUAAUACUGUAGUGUUAUGUCCUCGCUUUAUACAUAGCCUUCCAUUUACCAGAUAAAUAUGCUUCUGUAUAUGUAGCGUUUCUUUUCAUGUUGAUAACCAUGUUAUUUAGUGCCACUUAGUGAUUUCUGUCGGUCAGUAAAAAAACCUGGUUUCGUCUUUCUCGCUUGCACUCAUGUAUUUGAAACAUAUGAAAGUGGUAUCGGCAAAUA
Molecule: messenger RNA, 3298 nt
Organism: Symsagittifera roscoffensis
Lineage: Eukaryota; Metazoa; Xenacoelomorpha; Acoela; Convolutidae
Exons: 12
Coding region: 35-2191 (718 amino acids)
Biological process (GO): hippo signaling; positive regulation of transcription by RNA polymerase II
Cellular component (GO): nucleus; cytoplasm
Molecular function (GO): protein binding; transcription coactivator activity
Source: RefSeq, a predicted model, not a curated record